UUCAUCCUUCUCUACAUGGGCCUUCAUCCUUCUCGGUGGCUUUAUCCUUGGACCUUUAGACUCUAUUUGACAUGUUUCAUGAUUCUCAUCACCUUAGCCUAUUCCCCUGUGUGAAGUUUUGUUGUAACAAGUGCGACCGCGUCAUGUCGAGGAUAUGCGUGAAGAAUCUCCCAAAAGAUGUUGGAGAGGACGAACUGCGGGAAUUCUUUUCCGGGAAAGGAGGAAUAAUCACCGAUGUCAAGCUUAUGCGUACCAAAGAUGGUAAGAGUCGCCAAUUUGCGUUUAUCGGAUAUCGUACUGAAGAUGAAGCUCAGGAAGCCAUUCGAUAUUUCAAUAAAAAUUUCCUUCGGACAUCUAGAAUUAUUUGUGAGGUGGCUCGAAAGCAUGGGGAUGCAAAUCUUCCUCGUCCGUGGAGUCGACAUUCGAAGAAGGAAGACGAUAAAGUGACUGCCCCGGAUUUGGAGAAACCUUCUAGAGCUAAGGGACAAGGAGAAAAUUCGAAGGGUGGUGUUGGUGAUGAUGUUGAUGACCCACAGCUUCAGGAUUUUCUUCAGGUCAUGCAGCCUCGGGUUAAGUCUAAAAUGUGGGCGAAUGAUACGUCGAUUGUGACCAAUGUUGGCAACAAACAAGCAAUGCCAAAUAAGGAUAAUGAUGGGGCAUCGGUUGCAAGUGAUCAGAGUGGCUCAUUCGAAGAUGGUUUUCUGGAGGAUUCUGAACCCAACAAGUCACAUGAGCCUGAACGUGAUGAAGUCAUUUCUGAUAUGGACUAUUUCAAGAGUAGGGUGACCAAAGAGUGGUCUGAUUCUGAAAGUAGUGACGAUGAAGAUGAUGAUGAUGACAAUGAUUCCUCAUGUAUUGACAAUGAUAGAGAUGAUCAUAGUGAUGCUGGUGAAGAUGACGAGAAUUGUGAUCCAAGAAAUGGUGUUCAAGAGGUAGACCUAGAGGGUAAAGAAGAUACUAGUGGAGAGGAUGUUACCCAUGGAAAGACUCAAGUUAAUGUCACUGAGCAAGGGGGGCAAUUAUCAAAAUCAGAAGACAAUAAAGGAGUUUUUGAUUCCUGUCGGUUGUUUGUCCGUAAUCUGCCAUAUAUGACCACUGAGGAGGAACUGGAAGAACAUUUCAGUCGCUUUGGAAGUGUCUCACAGGUUCAUUUAGUUGUUGAUAAAGAUACAAAACGAUCCAAAGGAAUAGCAUAUAUUCUUUAUACAGCUCCAGAUAUAGCAGCCAGGGCUCAAGAAGAGUUAGACAAUUCAAUCUUUCAAGGAAGAUUAUUGCAUGUAAUGCAAGCUUUACAAAGACAUUCAGAUAAUCAAGAGAACAAUGUUUUGAAGGACCAAAGAUCUAAAACCCUCAAACAACAGAGAGAGGAAAAACGGAAAGCUGAUGAAGCUAGUGGAGAUACUAGAGCAUGGAAUAGUCUGUUCAUGCGUCCUGAUACAGUUGUGGAAAACAUCGCUCGGAAAUAUGGUGUCAAUAAAGGUGAUUUACUUGACCGAGAAGCUGAUGAUCUUGCUGUACGUAUCGCUCUGGGAGAGACUCAAGUGAUUUCAGAGACAAAAAAGGCAUUUAAAAAUGCUGGAGUGAAUGUGGAGGCUUUGGAGGAACUUGCUAAUAAUAAAACAGAUGGAUUAAAAAGAAGUAAUCAUGUGCUUUUAGUUAAGAACUUGCCAUAUGGUUCUACAGAAAAUGAACUUGCAAAGAUGUUUGGGAAAUUUGGUAGUUUGGAUAAAAUAAUUCUCCCUCCAACAAAGACAUUGGCACUGGUUGUUUUCCUCGAACCAGCGGAAGCUCGAGCAGCUUUUAGAGGUUUAGCUUACAAGCGUUACAAAGAUGCUCCAUUAUACUUGGAGUGGGCUCCUUCCAAUAUUCUUAGCCAAUGUUCAACUUCUAAAAAUAAUGCAAUGAAUAGUGUAAUUGGUGAAAAUGAUGCCAAGAGGCAGAUGUUGGAGCAACAGGUGGAAAGAAUAACAGAUGUGGAUAUUGACCCAGACAGAGUACAGGCUCGGUCCCUGUUUGUCAAGAAUCUAAAUUUCAAGACUAUAGAUGAAAGUCUAAGGAAACAUUUUAGUGAACACAUGAAAGAGGGAAGAAUUUUGAGUGUCAAGGUGAAGAAGCAUCUGAAAAAUGGGAAAAAUGUUUCUAUGGGGUUUGGAUUUGUUGAGUUUGACUCCCCUGAAACUGCUACAAAUGUUUGCAGAGAUUUACAGGGGACUGUUUUGGACAGCCAUGCUCUAAUUUUACAACCUUGUCAUGUCAAGAAUGAUGGGCAAAAACAAAAGAAAAUUGAUAAGGAUAGGAGUUCAACAAAAUUGCACAUAAAAAAUGUUGCUUUUGAGGCAACAGAGAAGGACCUGAGACGAUUGUUUAGCCCAUUUGGCCAGAUUAAAAGCUUAAGGUUGCCAAUGAAGUUUGGAAGCCAUAGAGGCUUUGCUUUUGUAGAGUAUGUUACUCAGCAGGAGGCAAAAAAUGCCCGCGAGGCACUUGCAAGCACCCAUCUCUAUGGGAGGCACCUGUUGAUAGAGCACGCAAAAGAAGAUGAGACUUUGGAAGAACUGCGGGCUAAAACAGCUGCCCAAUUUAGUGAUGAACAGAAUGGAUUUCAAAGUGCUAUGAAAUUAUCCAAAAAAAGGAAUCAAGUUGAUAUCUUGGAUGAAGGGAAUAUGAAGUUUGGAAGAAUGGCUGACUAGUACGGCUCCAAAGAUUUAAACAGUUUUGUGCAUGUCUUGAAAAUUCAGAGAUCACAAUUUUGCCAUAGGUUGUAAGAAUAUAUAAACAUUCUAUGAUACAUCUUUUGAUCUUUAAGUGUUAAAAUAACUUCAAGUUUAGGUUUCUAUUCUUUAUCCAUAA
Messenger RNA from Glycine soja, 2847 nucleotides. Its product is annotated as multiple RNA-binding domain-containing protein 1-like. The record is from RefSeq and is a predicted model, not a curated record. Gene Ontology annotation, biological process: positive regulation of mRNA splicing, via spliceosome. The transcript has 15 exons. Lineage: Eukaryota; Viridiplantae; Streptophyta; Magnoliopsida; Fabales; Fabaceae. Gene Ontology annotation, cellular component: spliceosomal complex. Gene Ontology annotation, molecular function: RNA binding. The coding region runs from base 72 to 2687 and encodes 871 amino acids.